AACAUUUCGGGUUAUCUAACAGAAUAUCCACAAGAUAUACGACACAGAAUCAAUAAAUUCAGGUAGAAUUGGAAUGGAAACGUUAGUAUGGACUAAAAUUUUCAACUGUGACAAUAAAUUACGAAUUUAAAAAAAAAAGAAAAACAGUUUCACAAAAUGGCACCACCACCCCUCGACAGUGAUUUCAAUGCUGAAACGAAAAUCUGGAGCGGACCGGCUGAAGAUCACGACAAAAGUUUACAGCUUGGCUCUUAUCUGCUGAAAGUUUUGAAGAAUGCCGAAAAUCAAGACAAAAUUGUGCAGAUAUUCCACGAUACUGGUGAAGAAAUGAGUGUCAGAGAAAUGUAUCUGAAAAGUGUUCGAUUGGGUGUACGCUUACAGAAGGCCGGCGUAAAGCCUGGUGACGUCGUUUCGAUAAUAUCGCAAAACUGUUCCGUGUUGACACCGUUAUCGGUUGGAUUAUUGGCUAUUGGUGCCAUCGUUAGUUAUUUGGACGAGAAUGUAGUGACUUAUUACAAGGACGAAAGGAACGAUCUAAGACGUGUGAAUCCUCACUUCAUAAUUUGCAACGUAUCAACUGUCGAACAAAUAAUGGACUACACCGAUGGCCAAACAAUUAUAACAUUCGAAAAUAAUGGUGGCAGAUACCAGACCAUAGAAGAUUUCCUAAUUGAUUAUGAGAAGGAAGAGGAACUUGUACCGGUUGUGAUUAAAGAGCCAGGAAAAGUUACAGCAGUAAUGCUACCAAGUUCUGGAACGACUGGAAAGCCAAAGUUUAUAUGCUUAUCUCAUGCGAUGCUCCUGAGUCAACUAUUCCGAACACCUAAACCAGCCACCCCAUACGAAUAUGUAACACUAAAUAUUUGUCCAAUGUACUGGAUCAGUGGUGUAGCCGUAGCAUUCGGAGAUUUGUCCGGGCUGAAGACUCGCAUUAUAACCACUCAAAAAUCCACACCCGAACUGAUAAUCGAACUCACUCAAAAAUACAACGUUACCGAUGUGUUCUGCAAUGCAACUCAAUUAACCGGAGCAGUGGUGAUAUUAAGACAAUUGAAAAUCGAGCUGCCAUCGCUGAAAGUAUUUGCUGCUGGCGGUGCGGCCGUUCCGUACAAUUCUGUUCUGGAGAUGCGCAAUUACGUACCCAAUGGAAUUGUUAUAUCGGGCUAUGGAUUGACGGAAGUUGCUGGAAUCGUUUCAAUUGAAGUCUUCGGACCAGAAGGAUCUGUAGGGUUGUUAGCGAAGGGAAUUCAUGUAAAGAUCAAGGGAGAAAACGGUCAGCUCUUAGGACCUAACGAAAGUGGUGAACUUUGGACGAAAACCGAGUACGAAUUUUUGGACUAUCUAAAUAACGAACCAUCCAGAGACAAAGUCAUUGACAGUGAGGGCUUUCUGAACUCAAACGACAUUGCAUACUUUGAUGAGGAUGGCUUCCUGUACAUAACGGGCAGGAGAGAAGACAUUCUGGAAUAUUUACACAGUCCCGUUAGUUCCACAAAAAUCGAAUCAAUUUUAGCAUCUCAUCCGGAAUUAGUAGAAGUUUGUGUUGUUGGCGUACGGGUACCAAUCUACUAUGAUAUUCCAACCGCUGUCGUUGUUAAGGUAGCAGAUAGUAAAUUAACCGCUGAAGAUAUUCAUUUGUGGAUAAAAGAUAAACUACCGAGUGAUUUGUACAAGUUACGAGGAGGAAUCUAUUUCGUCGAUGAAUUACCCAGAACGUGUUCGGGCAAAAUAAAGAAACAUUUAGUUAAAAUGCAAGCAUUCGACUGGUACCAUGAAAGUGGAUCGAAAAUUGAAGAUUUUAAGUAUUAGCGCUUACAUAAUAGUCUUAGGCAGUGUUAUUUAUGGUAAGCAAUUCAAUUGUGUAAUCAAUAUUUUAAGGGAAAUUAUGUUUAAUCUGUACGAAAGUCUAGCCUGGUGUUUAAUAAAAGAUGAAAAGUU
Bradysia coprophila is the source of this 1938-nucleotide messenger RNA. RefSeq lists its product as uncharacterized. NCBI's taxonomy places the organism in Eukaryota, Metazoa, Arthropoda, Insecta, Diptera, Sciaridae. Gene Ontology annotation, biological process: long-chain fatty acid metabolic process; fatty-acyl-CoA biosynthetic process. The record is from RefSeq and is a predicted model, not a curated record. Gene Ontology annotation, molecular function: long-chain fatty acid-CoA ligase activity.